This is a messenger RNA of Engraulis encrasicolus (European anchovy), 3713 nucleotides long. RefSeq names its product phospholipid phosphatase 2b (gene plpp2b). The record is from RefSeq and is a predicted model, not a curated record. The coding region runs from base 714 to 1583 and encodes 289 amino acids. Lineage: Eukaryota; Metazoa; Chordata; Actinopteri; Clupeiformes; Engraulidae. Gene Ontology annotation, biological process: signal transduction; phospholipid metabolic process; phospholipid dephosphorylation. The transcript has 6 exons. Gene Ontology annotation, cellular component: plasma membrane. Gene Ontology annotation, molecular function: phosphatidate phosphatase activity.
AAAGAUCUUACAGCUGUUAAAACAAAUCCAAAGGGCUGUUUUACUUUCGUAGACUACUGUCAUUUUAUUCUGUCCGUGUAUGCUUUGCUCUUGCCGAUGGACACAGAUGUGUGAAUGUGAGGUCAAACAAAUCCAUAAUUUGCCGUAUAUUGGAAAUUUGGCACCUCCCUCUGUCAGCUGUUUUCACGUGGAGACGCUGGAAUUCAAGAGCAGCCCUACGCGCUACUUCCCCAAUCCAAGGCUGGAGUUGACGCUGACUUGAUCGCGACAUUUCAUCUAGCUACAGUGAAUGAACGCCUCCAACGUCAGCUGAGCCAAGUGAGGAGUUGAGGGGAGUCCUAGGAAGUGAAUAUCAGCAGCGACUUGGGAAAGGGCGCAGAGGCAAAACGACAACUUUUCCAUGGUUCUUAUUAACCAGAAAUAAGGGUUUCGUUGGUCUUCUGCUAUCUGGAUGUUGGGACAGUAUGUGUUUGGAACAGCAAAGCAGCUGGAAAGACAACUGAUUGGACUCGAUUUAGGCGUUUUGCCUCUACAGUCAAAGUUACCUUUGCGGUAAACAACGAGGCAGGUAGACUUCUACAAGCCGGAAGAACUCGCAGUACAGGUUGCAGCUUAGCAGACUACUCUAACUACAGAUCUUUCGACAUUUUAAUAUUCACAAAUGCUUUAGGCUGUUUUUAAAAAGUCGAGAUUUUACCAACCUAAGACAAACCAUGACUGACAUGAGAAGAAAGAAGAUUUACGUUGUUGUGGAUGUCCUCUGUGUACUCGUGGCUGCUUUGCCGUUCAUCAUCAUGAACCUGGUGUACCGGCCGUACCAGCGGGGCAUCUACUGUGACGACGAGAGCAUCCACUACCCUCUAAAGGCAGACACCAUCACACACGGCCUCCUCGCCGCAGUCACCAUCUCAGCCACCGUCAUCAUAAUCAGUUCUGGCGAGGCCUACUUGGUCUACAGUAAGAGGAUCCACUCCAACUCCGAGUUCAACCAGUACGUGGCGGCGCUCUACAAGGUGGUGGGCACCUUCCUGUUCGGGGCGGCCGUCAGCCAAUCUCUGACGGACCUGGCCAAGUUCACCAUUGGCCGGCCGCGCCCCAACUUCAUGAGCGUGUGCGCCCCAAAGGUCUGCAAGGGCUACGUGCCGCAGAUCAACUGCACGGGAGCCCUGCGGGACGUUACCGAGUCCAGGUUGUCCUUUUACUCUGGUCACUCCUCCUUCGGAAUGUACUGCAUGCUGUUUCUGGCGCUCUAUGUGCAGGCUCGGCUGGUCGCUAAGUGGGCCCGUCUGCUGCGACCCACUAUCCAGUUCUUCCUGGUGGCGUUUGCGGUGUAUGUGGGCUACACGCGCGUCUCCGACUACAAGCACCACUGGAGCGACGUGCUGGUGGGACUGCUACAGGGAGCUCUCAUUGCCAUCCUCACCGUGCGUUACGUGUCGGACUUCUUCAAGAAGCGCCCCCCUCGCUCCCCCUCCAGCCCCGAGGGUGCGGAGAGUGAGGCUCUGGAGCGCAAGCCCAGCCUGCAGGUGGUGGACUCUGAGCACAACAACCAUUACACCUACCCCCCCAUGGGCUCCAUGUGAGGCCCCCAGGCCAGGCCAGGCCAGGCCCCGUGCUCCCCACGCACAGAGCACCUCGGCCCAGCCAACAGAGGCACCACCACACGGGGAGGGAGAUGGAUGGAUGGAUGGAUGGAUAGAAGAAUGAUGGAGGGGGGGAGGGAGGGAAAGGGGUCUGGCGAUCACCUGGCAGGCUGGGGGUUCUCCCAUAUAUGCCUCUAUCCUGGGCUGGGUUCUCCCACAUGUGUGCCUCUCUCUCCUGGCUAUUUUUCAGUGCGUCAUUCUAGCCUCUGACUCUGACUCUCUGGCUCCCGCUUGGCUUGUGAACCACUCUACUACAACUCCCAUCAGGCCACUGGACUGACUGGGGCAGUGGCCAUGUUGUUCUGAGAGCAACGCCCUGCCUUCCACGAAAAAAAAGAAAAAUGAAAAGAAAAAGAAAAAAACGGACAUGACUUCCUUUUCCUAAUGUGGAGCUGGAUGGACCUACGUUUCUACCUGAACAUCACUGCUGAUGUUGUAAAAGUAGAUUUUUUUAGAUGUUUUUUUCUAUUUGUGUGUUGUGUUGUGCUGGGGGUUGAAUUUGUAAUUUAACCGUUUUUUUUAAGGGUUGCCAAUGGCUGGUCUAAGACUUUAACCAGAUGGGCACUUUACUUUGAGUGGAAAUGGGUGAGCUCUCUCUUUGCACAUUGGGUUUUGAGUGGCAUCCCAUUACGAUUUCUAUAUAGAGCGAUUAUGAUGGUCCAUUUUUAUAUAUUUUUAGCAUCAAGAAAACAUUCAUUCAAACAAAACAAACAUUCAUUACAAUCAACACAGCAACUGUCAUUCUGUGACUGUAUCAUUUUGUCUAAGUAUUUUAAACCCAUAAAGCAUCAUUCUCUAAUUUUCAAAGCAACAUUCCACCAUUUCAGGGAAUAAGCUCAUUGCCCACCUCCACUUCAAUAAUAAUUGCUAUUUUGGAAGUAGCAGUAAUAUUGCCGCUCAGAGGAUGGCUGAAAGAACAGGGGAAAGGUAAAUCUAUUAAUUAACUCAAGGUUGAGGUGGGGAAUGAGAAUAUUUCCAUAAAUGGUGUAAGGUCGCUUUAAAGCAGCUUUAAAAUACAGCACGUUGGCUUGUCACAGAGUCUGGUAUGAAAGCAUUCUCUUCAUGGCUUGCUGUAGCGUGGUCUCACCUGGCUAUGCUAUACUAUGAGGUGCCUUGUAGAGAGGGGGAAGCCCUGGGUGCAUUCCAAUAUGUGACCUUGCGUCCUCCACUUCGGCUUGUGGCCUCACGUUUUGCUGAUGCACCGCCUCCGUGGAGAAAACCAUUAAGUUUCCCUGCUGUCAGCCUAGCCAAAACAAUUUUUGGUGGACUAUUCUUCAUUUACCAUCCUGUUGGAAAAUGAGAAAAUGACUUUACAAUUGAGCUUUUGCGAGAUAUUGAAAUAUAAUACUGUUGUCAGUUGUGUAAUCACGACGUAUUACUUUCUGGUGCGAGGCCACAAGCACAAGUGGAGGACGCAAGGUCGCAUGUUGGAACGCACCCCAUAUCUGAGACUGUGCAACCAGCUCUGGGCUGCUGCACCUUUGGCAACUGGAGCGAUUGAGCGAGCCACACAGCCCUCCCUUGUUUUGGCCUACUUUGAUGUCUGCUGCUCAGUCUGUGUUCACUCACUGAUGAUUAAGCUGGAUAAGGGGAGGCAUUACAGUACGCCUGUUGUUGUCGGGUUUUCAUCUUUCCAGAUAAGUUGUGAACGGUAUACCACUACUACACCACAUCACACAGAUGCAUCGGGCACUGGCUUUGCCCUCUAGACAUUUGGCGUUUCCUUUUGUCUUUUUUGUUCUGUCAAGUACGAUUAGGAAGCAGGGUUUUGAGAAGAAAAAAAUUAGAGCAGAUUUUCUUUCCCGUCAUUCCCCAUGUAAAAGCUUUAUGUCAUGUGUUGUUAAUUGGUCAUAUUUGAGGUGGAAACGAUAGUUCUGGUGCAUGGCAGUUUCUAGAGCACAAUCUUAGACAGUUUGCAAUCAUUUUUUACUGCUACUUAGCAUGUUGACCAAAAUCAGGUUUUCUGAAACUAUUCUGACACUGAGGACCCAUCAUUAGCCAAUGGUUUGCAUCUCUGGCUAUUUAAUGUCUCUUUCUAUACCAUAAAUCAAUGCAGAAACUAAUCAAAUA